AUGGACAUGCUAACAUUGAAUUGUCACAAAUUGGAUAUGACUAAGCAUGUAACAAAACUCACUUUUAUCCUCUUCUUCUUCCUCUUGAUAUUCGCCGUUGAAUUCGCAGUUUCAAAGCCUUAUUCAGGUGGCUGCAGCCUCAGUUUUAACCUCUCAACAACUUUGUUUAGUUCAAACUGUGAAGGAGGAGAUUGGGGAGGGUUUUUACAGAAAAGCUGCUGUGGAGCAGCAUUUGAUGAGUACCUCUAUGCGUUAGGCCAGAGGGCGAACCGAACAGGAAAGGUGUUUUUGAACUCUACUGAGCAGAGCAGCUGUUUAGUCUCACUGGCCAAGUUUCAUGGAAAUAUUUCUGGUUGUGGGAUUGAGAAGCUGGUCAGUGGUAUUGGUGGCUGCUCUGACUUCUCUGUUGCUGAUGUUACCGAUAAAUUCGGAGAUGAACUGAGAAGUUUGAAUGAAAAGUGUGAACUUCAGAGUUCUGUGGGAACAUGGGAGAAAGCUUGUGAUUCUUGUGCGGAGGGUUGGGAAGACAUUAAAGGAAUACAUUCAUCAUCUUCGAAGAUCGAAAACGAUAUCUGCAGGUUCGCUGUGAUGGUGUCAUUUACUAGUAGCAGGAUUGAUGAUACAAGAUAUUUCAGCCUCUUUUCUAGAUGCCUUGGGGAACAUAUAAUCAAGUCUGGAAAUGAAGAGUUGAAGCAUAGUAGGAAGACUAACAUUAGCAAAGGAGGACUCAUAGGGGUUGCAGUAAUUGUAUUGAUUUCUGCAUGGCUUUUGUAUAGAAGAUGUAUCAGAUCAACGGGCCUAACAAAAACUGAUGCAUUUAAGGAUGUGCUUACUAAGGAGCCUGGCUGCCCAAAAGUUCCAAUUAAGGAAGUGUAUUCUGCAACGAACAAUUUAAGCGAAACGAAUUUAAUCGGCGAAGGAAAUGCAGGAAAAGUCUAUAAAGGGAUGCUGUCAAAUAAGCAGCCUGUGGCAAUUAAGCACAUCGUUGACGAUGAAGACAUCGAGACAUUUGUCAGAGAAGUUACAAGCUUGUCACGCAUCAGACACCCAAACCUUGUUUCUUUGUUGGGUUAUUGUUUUAGGGAAGAUGAUUGUUUCCUUGUCUAUGAGCUUUGUCCAAAUGGAAACCUCUCAGAAUGGCUUUUUGGUAAAGAUAAAGUCCUUUCCUGGAUCCAAAGGCUUGAGAUUGCAGUCGAUAGCGCCCGAGCCUUACGGUUUCUUCACACAUAUUCAGAAGGCUGCAUUGUCCACCGCGAUAUCAAGCCAACAAACAUUCUUCUGGGUGAGAAUUUCCAAGCCAAGUUAUCCGACUUCGGAUUGUCCAAGGUUAUUGACCUGGGUGAAACCUAUGCCAGUUCAGAAGUGAGAGGAACUUUCGGCUACGUCGAUCCUGAUUACCGAAGCAACCGCCGCGUAAAAUCGUCAGGAGAUGUGUACAGCUUUGGUGUUGUACUUCUGCAGAUCAUCUCAGGCAAGAAGGUUAUCAAUAUGAAUAUGCAAAGACCAAUGCCAUUAAACAAAAUGGCAAAAGUUAUAACCAAAGGUGGUAACAUUACUGAGUUUGCUGAUCCUAAACUGGAAGGAGAGUACUCAACAGAAGCUUUUGGUCUUAUACUUGAGCUGGCUCUUUCAUGCACAGCACUCAAGAGACAACGUCCAUCCAUGGAGCAAAUUGUUGCUAAGUUACAAGAGGCACUUGACAAAUCAACAAAUGCCAAAGCCUCUACUCCUCAAACUACACCACAUAGAAAUGCCUGA
Messenger RNA from Morus notabilis, 1758 nucleotides. Its product is annotated as probable receptor-like protein kinase At5g18500. Bases 1 to 1758 code for a protein of 585 amino acids. Gene Ontology annotation, biological process: protein phosphorylation. The record is from RefSeq and is a predicted model, not a curated record. Lineage: Eukaryota; Viridiplantae; Streptophyta; Magnoliopsida; Rosales; Moraceae. The transcript has 8 exons. Gene Ontology annotation, molecular function: ATP binding; protein kinase activity.